UCUCUUUUCUAUUGGCUCUUUCUCUCCCUGUCAUGAACUUUCCCUUAAACUGAGGUUUCAUUCUCUAACAAGCCAAAACUCAUCACGUUUUAAUACAGUAAGUGAGUGAUGAAUCGUCAGUGAUAUGAAAGAGUAAUCUUAGAGAGAGAGAGAGAGAGAGAGUGUGUGUUUGUGUGUUUGCUGAGUUAGCAUAGCACUAUUCUCACUUCCAUUUAAAUCUGUCACAAUUCAAUCACCAAGGAAAGGAGAAAUAGUGUGAAGGAAGGAAUCAUCACAAUCCACACACACCACUUUCUUCUACAAAACGUCUUUGUUUCAACUCAACUCUCUCUAUAUAAUUUAUCAUCAUUCAUUUAUGCACUUUUCAUGCUUACCCAGAAACACAGAACAAACGAAGUUUUUAUUUUUUUUUCACUGACCCUUUAAUCUUUGAAUCAUAUCACACAUGUUUCUUUUGUUGGGGUGCUGAAAUUUUCACUCUUUUGGUGUUUUUGAUCUUUUCUUUUACACGGGGUUUUAAUGUUUGAUUAUAUGUCCCAGUAAAGGAGGAUAUAUUAGAAGAUACACCAUUUGGUGAAAAUUUGAUUAGUGAGUAUGAUAGGUUUGUUUUGAUCUUGUUUUGUCGUGGAAAGUUAGCUUUUUUAAUGUGAAUGAGGUUUUUUUUUUUUGUUGAGAUUUUGUUAUGUUUGAAGCUACACAAGUAACAAGAUCUUAGAUUUGAAUUUUGAUUUGAAGAGAGUAGAGGGAGAGAAAAAAACAAUGCAGCCUAGAUUGGAGGAAGGAAAAGAUCCUGCUGUCACUAGAGCCACACCUUCUAGACCCUUUCCAUUGAGACUUUUGCGCUUCUUCUUACUCUUUUUGGUUAUUGGUGUUGGUGGUUCUUUUCUUAGCAUGUAUAUGAUUAGGCAUUUUGGUAUUCAUAAUGUGGCUUUUGUACAAUCUUCAUUUAAGCCUUGUUUUCAGAAGCCGGCAAUUAUUGAGAAUUGGUUUAAGCCUCCAUCUAGUUUGUUGCAUACUAUGAAUGAUGUUGAACUAUUUUGGAGAGCUUCUUUUGUUCCAAGGAUCAAAAGUUAUCCUUUUAAAAGAACUCCUAAGAUUGCAUUCAUGUUCUUGACUAAAGGACCUUUGCCAAUGGCACCACUUUGGGAGAAGUUUUUUAAUGGACAUGAGAAGCUUUAUUCCAUUUAUGUUCAUUCACUGCCAUCUUAUAAUGCUGAUUUUUCGCUGUCGUCUGUUUUUUACCAGAGACAGAUCCCAAGCCAGGUGGCAGAGUGGGGAAUGAUGAGUAUGUGUGAUGCUGAAAGAAGACUUCUAGCCAAUGCAUUGCUUGACAUCUCAAAUGAAUGGUUUGUCCUCCUAUCCGAGUCCUGCAUCCCUCUCCAGAACUUCAGCAUUGUAUACCGUUACUUAUCGCGGUCAAGGUAUAGCUUUAUGGGUGCAUUUGAUGAGCCUGGUCCUUAUGGAAGAGGACGCUACAACGAAAACAUGGCACCUGAGAUCAACAUGAGCGACUGGCGUAAAGGGUCUCAAUGGUUUGAAAUUAAUCGAGAACUUGCAGUCAGAAUAGUUGAAGACCAUACUUACUAUCCAAAGCUCAAAGAAUUCUGCACACCACACAAAUGCUAUGUUGAUGAACACUAUUUCCAAACAAUGUUAACCAUUAACACUCCUCAUCUUUUGGCUAAUAGGAGCCUCACUUAUGUUGAUUGGUCAAGAGGCGGUGCUCACCCGGCUACCUUUGGAAAGAAUGACAUCAAAGAGGAAUUCUUUAAGAAAAUUUUGCAGGAUCAGACAUGUCUUUAUAAUAACCAGCCAACUUCACUUUGUUUCUUAUUUGCUAGAAAGUUUGCACCUAAUGCUUUGGAACCUCUUUUAGAUAUAGCACCAAAAGUUCUAGGAAUAUGAAAUAUUCAUGACUUCUGGUUGCAGCAUCCUUGAAGGAGCGUCGUUUCGAGCCUAUUAGUUAGCUAUAUCGGCUAACUCCAUUUUGAUUGUGCGACUCAUUUCCUGCUAUCCUUGUUUUGUGGAAAUUUUGAGUUGCUCCUCCGGCAUUUAGAUGUGUAGGACAUUGAAUUUAAACCACAUUUAUACGUGUAUUAGUCAAACUAUAGACUAGCAUUAUAUUGGAUUAAUCAAAUAAAUGUUUUAGAGCUUUUUUUGGAGUAUGUAUUUCUGCCAUUAAGACAGGUUAUUUUGUCUGGCCAUUUUAUGAUGCCCUUGGUUCGCCUUGCAACUAGAAAGCCAAGGCCAGAGCUAUGAAGCUUACUCAGAAGUCAGAAUUAGUCUUGUUUCCUAUUGUCUGA
This is a messenger RNA of Cicer arietinum (chickpea), 2303 nucleotides long. RefSeq names its product glycosyltransferase BC10-like. Gene Ontology annotation, molecular function: glycosyltransferase activity. NCBI's taxonomy places the organism in Eukaryota, Viridiplantae, Streptophyta, Magnoliopsida, Fabales, Fabaceae. The record is from RefSeq and is a predicted model, not a curated record. Gene Ontology annotation, cellular component: membrane.